AGGGUCUGAUCAGAACAACGCAUUUCACUCUGCAUCAUGGCGAUCGGGGUGUCCAUUGUGCUCAUGGUCCUUGGCAGUCUUGGGAUACAAGCCGCCGGACCGUAUUUCCGCGGAGGAUCUCUUAGAUGGAGAGUGCACAAUGUUGAUAAGGUACACAACAAUUACAAUGUAAGCUUCACUUAUCAGCUGAUGUGGACUCUAGGGGAGGGACCAUGCGGAAAACAUUGUUCCGAAACAAGUGUGGGUAUUUCGGGUCCUGCCACGGGACCGGAAAACUUUAUCUGUGAGAAAGGAUGCAAAGGUCAGACAAUCCUCUCAGACACCUCUUACAGUGUGUCUGCUGUCAGUCAAGCGGACCAAUGGGAACAAGGCAUAGGCUCAUUCAGUGUCAUGUUCGGUCACCCUGGCCCCUUUACCGUGGCGAUCGAAGGUCAUGACUGGGUUCCACUCAAAAUUGAGACUGACGGCCAAUGGCGGCUUCAGACGGAACUGACCUUGGGAGUACGGAGUGAUACAGGUCAGCCGAACGCAAGCCCUCUCACGUUUAACAUCCCGGUCUACAAGGUAUACGUUGGCUGCCUAACACCCAUCAGAAUCAUGACAUUAGACCCGGACGCUGACAGAGUGCGAUGUCGUUUUGCUAGAACGCGAAAGGAAUGCGGCGGCGUGUGUAAUAGUUUCCCGGGAGUAGAACUGGAUCCUGUAAGUACUGACACAUCCUUUAAGGCACAACACGUACGUGUUGACAUAUCCUUUAUGGUAGAGCAGGUAUUGACAUAUCCUUAAAGGUAGAGCAUGUAGGUAUUG
Molecule: messenger RNA, 807 nt
Organism: Liolophura sinensis
Lineage: Eukaryota; Metazoa; Mollusca; Polyplacophora; Chitonida; Chitonidae
Exons: 4
Coding region: 37-786 (249 amino acids)
Source: RefSeq, a predicted model, not a curated record